UGUUGGUUUAACAGCCAAUCACCACUUUUGACGACACAAGCCAAUGAAGGGUUGGGAAUAUAAAAAGCCCUCUUGGAAUAUACAAGAUUCACCAGAGUGGUGACUUGUCUCAGGUUGCAUUUGCCUUCAGUGAUUCAGAGUACGGAAAGAUUAGAAAAAGAACGAAAGAAGGGAGGGGGGAAAAAGAAGAAGGAACAGAAGUUCAGUGAAUGUGGGACAAUGCAAAAGUUUAGAAGUUAUAUUUAUAUUUAUCUUCUCAUGCUAAUCAUCCCUGGUCCAGUGGAUCCAAAUGAAAGUAACCAGGCAAAUGAGAAUAUAGAAAAAGACGGACCAUGCAAUGCAUGUACAUGGAGGCAAAGUACAAAAUCUUCAAGAAUAGAAGCUAUAAAAAUUCAGAUCCUCAGUAAACUGCGUCUGGAACAGGCACCAAACAUUAGCCGGGAUGCUAUACGGCAACUUUUACCUCGAGCUCCGCCAGUACAAGAACUCAUUGAUCAAUACGACGUCCAAAGAGAUGACAGCAGUGACGGAUCUUUGGAAGAUGAUGAUUAUCAUGCAACAACUGAAACUAUUAUUACAAUGCCAACUGAAGCUGAUUUUCCGGUGCCAGUGGAAGGAAAACCCAAAUGUUGUUUUUUUAAAUUUAGCUCUAAAAUACAGUAUAAUAAGGUGGUGAAGGCCCAGUUGUGGAUCUACUUAAGACCAGUCCAGAGGCCUACCACAGUAUUUGUGCAGAUCCUGAGACUCAUCAGGCCCAUGAAAGAUGGUGCAACUUCAACUGCAAUUCGAUCUUUGAAACUUGACAUGAACCCAGGCACUGGCCUUUGGCAGAGCAUUGACGUGAAGUCCGUUAUGCAAAAUUGGCUCAAACAACCUGAAUCCAAUUUGGGCAUUGAGAUUAAAGCCCUGAAUGAAAAUGGAAGAGAUAUUGCAGUAACUUAUCCAGGACCAGGGGAAGAUGGAUUGAAUCCAUUUUUAGAGGUGAGAAUUACAGACACACCGAAAAGAUCUCGUAGAGAUUUUGGUCUUGACUGUGAUGAGCACUCAACAGAAUCUCGAUGUUGUCGGUACCCACUCACUGUGGAUUUUGAAGCAUUUGGAUGGGACUGGAUCAUUGCACCCAAACGAUACAAGGCAAACUACUGCUCCGGAGAAUGUGAAUUUGUGUUUCUACAAAAAUAUCCACACACUCAUCUGGUCCAUCAAGCAAAUCCAAGAGGUUCGGCGGGCCCUUGCUGCACACCCACUAAGAUGUCCCCCAUAAAUAUGCUGUACUUCAAUGGGAAAGAACAAAUCAUGUAUGGAAAGAUACCAGCCAUGGUAGUAGAUCGUUGUGGGUGCUCAUGAGUCCUUCAUUAGGUUUGCUACUUCAUAAAUACGGAAUCUACAAAAAAGUUUCCUUGAGCAAUUUCUGAAACUGUGAAUUUUUGAACAAUAGGCCUACCUCUAUUAGGCUGCACUCUAGGCUAUUGCAAAGAUUUCUUACCAGGCAAACUACAGUAUGUGGACUGAAGGACAUUUUAAUGCAUGGCUGGUUUUUAACCAGUGAAAAGAUAAGCUACAAUCAAACUUACAGGAUUUCACAAUGAAUUUCUCAUUCUGGAAA
Anolis sagrei ordinatus is the source of this 1606-nucleotide messenger RNA. RefSeq names its product myostatin (gene MSTN). The record is from RefSeq and is a predicted model, not a curated record. Gene Ontology annotation, molecular function: cytokine activity; growth factor activity. Gene Ontology annotation, cellular component: extracellular region. NCBI's taxonomy places the organism in Eukaryota, Metazoa, Chordata, Lepidosauria, Squamata, Anolidae.